CAUCGCUGCUGCGAGGAUGAGGGAGAGCAGGUGUGGUCCUCAAUACUGAGUGAGGUUUCUACCCGGUCAAGAUCUAAAUUGCCAUCGGGCAAGAAUAUUCUUGUUUUUGGUGAUGAUGGUUCAGGUAAAACCACGCUUAUGGCUAAAAUACAAGGAGCAGAGCAUGGCAAGAAAGGAAGAGGGCUGGAAUACUUGUAUCUAAAUAUUCACGAUGAAGACAGAGAUGAUCAUACUCGCUGUAACGUUUGGAUUCUGGAUGGAGACUUAUACCAUAAAGGGCUAUUGAAGUUUGCAGUUUCUGCAGAAUCGCUGCAAGACACCAUUGUAGUCUUUGUUGCAGAUAUGUCUAGACCUUGGACUGUUAUGGAGUCAUUACAGAAAUGGGCCAGUGUCUUGCAAGAACAUAUUGAUAAGAUGAAAAUUCCUCCGGAAGAGAUGAGAGACAUGGAACAGAAGUUUAUAAAGGAGUUUCAAGAAUAUGUAGAACCUGAAGAAGGCUAUCAAGGAUCACCACAGAGAAGAGGCCCUUCUUCUGGCCAAGAGGAUGAACAUGUUUCUUUGCCACUUGGAGAAAAUGUGCUGACUCACAACCUUGGUAUUCCUGUGCUGGUAGUUUGUACAAAAUGUGAUGCAGUGAGUGUACUAGAGAAGGAGCAUGAUUACAGAGAAGAACACUUCGACUUCAUUCAGUCGCACAUUCGUAGAUUCUGCUUACAGUAUGGGGCUGCCUUGAUUUAUACAUCAGUUAAGGAGGAAAAGAACCUUGAUCUGUUGUAUAAGUACAUUGUACAUAAAACAUACGGUUUUCAGUUUACUACACCUGCCUUAGUGGUAGAAAAGGAUGCAGUUUUUAUACCUGCGGGUUGGGACAAUGAAAAGAAAAUUGCCAUUUUACAUGAAAACUUCACAACAGUGAAACCAGAAGAUGCAUAUGAGGACUUCAUUGUAAAACCUCCUGUAAGAAAGUUGGUCCAUGAUAAAGAGCUGGCAGCAGAAGAUGAACAAGUAUUUCUUAUGAAGCAGCAGUCAUUCCUUGCCAAACAGCCAGCAACGCCUACAAGAGCAUCAGAAUCUCCUGCAAGAGGCCCUGCAGGAUCCCCAAGAACUCAAGGCAGAGCUGGUCCCGCCAAUGUACCCAGUGCCUCACCAAUAACAUCAGUUAAGAAACCAGAUCCAAAUAUUAAAAAUAAUGCUGCAAGUGAAGGUGUCUUGGCUAGUUUCUUUAACAGUCUCUUGAGCAAAAAGACUGGAUCUCCUGGGAGUCCUGGUGCUGGAGCAGUGCAAAGUACAGCCAAGAAAUCAGGACAAAAAACAGUUUUGACAAAUGUUCAAGAGGAAUUGGAUAGGAUGACUCGCAAGCCAGACUCUAUGGUAACAACAAACUCUCCUCCAACAGAGAACGAAGCUUGAUAGCGCAUAAAAAAUGCAUAUGUAAAUGACCAAAUAACUAUGUAUAUUGAUCUGAUAAGACCAGAAAUUUUCUGCUAUGGCAGAUGCUAUCAGUUUUCUUGGGGCAGGGGAAAUGAGCUUACUACAUCAUUGCCUUGUCCCAGUAAAAAGUGCACAUUCAGGAAGUUUGCAUAUAAAAUCCCUCUGUAUAAGAUAACCAUUUAGAGUUUAUAUAGGGCAAUUCUUUUGGUUUUGGAGGUAAGCAGGUGCAGCUGCAUUUCCUGUUGUGAGGAACACAAAGAAGCAAAAUGGAGAAUUCUUAUUAAAAUACUACUACUGACUGCACACAAGGCAAGAAGGAGAAAUGAAAUCCUCUUUCAGAGUUACUGGAAUUGGCUACUUGUAUGUUUGCAAAUGCAUUAUAUUCUUGGAAAGGUGGUGGUGGUGGUGUAAGAGAGCAUUAAUUAGGUGAAAGAAGCCUAGGUAGGGAAUGGAGCCCUAAAAGGGGAAACAGAUUUGGGACAGUAAGAAACUAGAAUGUUGGAUUGACUGGAGAGGAGCAAUGUUGUUAAACCCCGUGUUUCACAUAGGGUAAAUAAUCACUGUUUUAAAAAGACUACUUUACAUUGGAGAAUUCCAGGCCAAACACUAAGCAUCAUGGGAAUUUAUUCUUGUUAUAAAUCUUGUUUUAGUUU
Messenger RNA from Fulmarus glacialis (Northern fulmar), 2084 nucleotides. RefSeq names its product dynein, cytoplasmic 1, light intermediate chain 2 (gene DYNC1LI2). The annotation marks the transcript as partial. Gene Ontology annotation, cellular component: centrosome; cytoplasmic dynein complex. Lineage: Eukaryota; Metazoa; Chordata; Aves; Procellariiformes; Procellariidae. Gene Ontology annotation, molecular function: dynein heavy chain binding. Gene Ontology annotation, biological process: microtubule cytoskeleton organization; microtubule-based movement. The record is from RefSeq and is a predicted model, not a curated record. The transcript has 13 exons.